AAAACAAAUGUGUUCAGGAGCGCGGCAGCACGUGUACUAUGGUUGUACGUACGAAAGUUAUGCUGAGCAUUGUUUGCUUCUGAAAGUUUCUGAUGGAUCAGAAUUCAGAACCUCACGAAACAACUGAUGACUGCAAUAAUGGCAGAGGAAAGAAAUAUGCAGAAGCUGCGUUUCUGUUUGGGGUCGCUGGAGCUGCGGCAAUCUUCGGCUUCGGUAUGACGUUGGCGCAGGCAAAGAAACGCGACCCUGAAACUUUUGCCGAGGGCUUGACUGCUUCGCAGAAGCUCCACGAGAGCGGGUCUAAGCUUGCGUUACGAGCCCUUGGAAGAGGAACGCUCUAUUCCGUGACAGGGUUCUCUCUAUUCUGCUUCCUGGCGUGGAAGGCGAUAGGAGUUUCAAAUCUGCAAGAAUUCAAACUGAAGGUAGGCUCAGUACUCCCGCGGAUACCAAAAAAUGAGCCACAAGGACGGACAGAAUUUUCUUCAUUACGAGACUUUUUAAACUACAUCAUUGAAGAAAGUGAUAAAAAGAAACGAACAUAAGCCCACAAUUAUAUUGCUUGUAUUGCGAGAGUCCUGCAGUGGCCUCUUCCGAUUCAACCCACCCCGUCCAAUUGCUAUAUAAAAGAGAACACGUGUAUCAGAUAUUUCCCUUUGCAUCAAAUAGUCUGGCCUAUUCAUUAGCACAUCCUAGAACUAGCCGUGUAAUGAUCUAUGCUGUCGAUCUCUACUUUAUAAGCCUGCAGGGCAGACAUGCAGUACAAAUGCUUACAUUCAGGUACAAGAAAAUUUUGAAUAAUGUAUUUUACUUGGAAUCGGAUUGCAGCCAUGCACAAUAGUUGAAGUCUGUGCUGUUUACAGAUCGGAACACAAAUUUAACUGCAACACCCAACAUGCAGUGGGAACAGUUGUGGAACGCUCAUGGUAUAGUGCAUAGUGGCUCCCAACACACUAUUAGAGAGCCAAAUGACGAUUGAAGUUAGCCUUAAAGGAAAUGAGUUGGUUAGGCCGGGUAACUGCCACGAGGAUCCCCGAGAUUUGAAUGUAAUGAUCACUAGCUACUAGAGAUCAGCUAUAACUUUUACGAUUGGGUAAUGAUGCAGGAACUGUCUUUCGAGCUGUAAGCUAUUGCACAGGCUGCAAAUACAAGGUACACAUGAGCCUUAAGGAGAGGACAAGUGUUCCCACACUUUUCACAGAUAACCUAUAAUAAUAAGCACACUUCUAUAGUGUGAACAAAGCCAGAAUAAUGCUACCAAAGUCCUUUGUCAAUACAGCUUCAUUGUCGUUUUACACGACCAUCAGAGCACUCUCAAAGGACCAAUUGAAUGUGCCACAAGUUCUAAAGCGUGCGCAAGAUUGUGGUCAAUAAUAUCUAUGUUUCAUUGAUGCACUGCUAUGUAUUGUAUUGGAAUUAAUGCAGCUGCAACACAAUGAAUUUGAAGCCUCACACUGUUUGCCUUUGUAAAAUAUUUAUUUCAUACACAGCUUUCAACAUUGCAACAGCAUACACUUCAGGCAGCCUGUAUAGAAGAUGUCUCAUUGGUUCCAAUCAAGCUCUUGAAUGCAAUUGGUAUGCGUUGCUACGGCAAUUGCAAAGGCAUCUAGCUGGCAAAUAUAUCAGAUCUACGCUCCCGACACCUGCAUAGUGUGAUUACAACACAGCAUCUCUUUCGAGAGUGUGAUGGCUGCCCGCAAUGAGGCCACUGUCACAGAAUAUUCGUGUUGUGCAUGCAACAAGCAUUUCAUUUAGCAUCAAUUAUAUGUGAUAAUAAUUUGGCAAGGUACACAAUAGUUGGUGACCAGUAGCAACCUCCUGUUAACUAUGCUUUAAAAAAAAAAAAAAAAAGCAAAAUAUAGCUGGUUCAAACACAAAGCAAGGAAUGAAGUCCUCUGCACUCAUUGCACUAUAUAUUUUCUCAUUUUAUCAUUGCACUAUACGAUUUUUUCGCUAAGUUA
Messenger RNA from Dermacentor silvarum, 1958 nucleotides. Its product is annotated as transmembrane protein 242-like. The record is from RefSeq and is a predicted model, not a curated record. Bases 93 to 542 code for a protein of 149 amino acids. NCBI's taxonomy places the organism in Eukaryota, Metazoa, Arthropoda, Arachnida, Ixodida, Ixodidae. The transcript has 4 exons.